This is a messenger RNA of Musa acuminata AAA Group (dessert banana), 675 nucleotides long. RefSeq names its product jacalin-related lectin 3-like. Bases 76 to 543 code for a protein of 155 amino acids. The transcript is spliced from 3 exons. NCBI's taxonomy places the organism in Eukaryota, Viridiplantae, Streptophyta, Magnoliopsida, Zingiberales, Musaceae. The record is from RefSeq and is a predicted model, not a curated record.
CUCUCUCCGCAUCGAGUCGAGUGUGUUUGCAUAUCAUCAGGUGUGAGAGGAGUUACUUCAUUCAUAAGCUCGUUGAUGGCUUCCAACCAGAUCAAGACGGCCGCGCAUGCCCGAGGGGGCGUCCCCAAAUGUCCAUGCGACAACGAGUCUCGUUGGGCCAUGGAACCUGCAGACAAAAUCACUGGCAUCAGCAUUGGGGCUGCUUCAUGCGUAAAUUCCAUUAAGAUAACCUUCGACAUCGACGGAACCACUCGAGUAACUCCCAGAUAUGGAGGCCCCGGCGGUGAACUAUUCCAGUUUAGUCUCAUGCAAGAUGAAUACCUCACCUCCGUUUCUGGGUAUGUCAAACACGACUGUUCUGAAUUUCCAUGUGUAUCUCAACUCACGUUUACCACCAAUCUUGGAAAGACAUACGGUCCAUAUGGAGGUGGGGGUGGAACCUUUUUCGAAGUCAACGUAGAAUAUGACGAGAUUAAGGGCUUCUUUGGUCAUGCAACUGCAGAGUAUCUCACUGCAUUUGGAGUCUACGUGAUGCUGGCUUAGUCAACCCUUGUGUGUCAUGAUGAAUAAGGAUGCCACUGUCAGUUAUUGGCAUUUAUGUUUGAAUUGGGUGUCAGCUUAAGGAGUUUGAAAUAAAGUCUAUCUUAUUAAUACUAUGAUGUGUCUCAUUGGUGA